AUGUGGCGAGCUGGUGUGGAUACCAAAUUUUCGACUACAGAAAGCCCUGAAGAUGACGACUGGGAAACUGAUCCUGAUUUCGUAAACGAUGUUACUGAGGAAGAGCAGCGGUUCGGAUCCAAAACAGUCGAAGGUUCUGGUUCACAGCGAGUCCUCGACAUGAAUAAACUGAGAGAUGAUGUUAAGGACUCUGAUAAGAAGAGUAAGGAGGGUAAGUUAUUCCAUGUAACACCUAAAUACAGCUACGGAUACGGCGGACAAUUUGGCGUACAAAAGGACCGUAUGGACAAGAGUGCGGUCAGUAACUCGUAUCAGUAUGUACCGGAAAAGCAUUCAUCUCAAACUGAUUUUAAGCAAGGAUUUGGUGGAAAAUUUGGGAUACAGAAAGAUCGCCAAGAUAAAUCUGCAGUAGGCUACGACUAUUCGGAGAAAACGGCACUGCAUUCAUCCCAAAAAGAUUAUUCUAAAGGUUUUGGAGGUAAAUUUGGUGUUCAGAAUGAUAGACAAGAUAAGUCUGCAGUAGGUUUCGACUAUACGGAAAAAACCGCGUUGCAUUCAUCACAAAAAGAUUAUUCCAAGGGCUUUGGAGGAAAAUUUGGAGUUGAGAAAGAUAAACAAGAUAAGUCUGCUGUAGGUUUCGACUAUGCGGAGAAAAAUGCAUUGCAUUCAUCCCAAAAAGAUUAUUCCAAGGGCUUUGGAGGGGCAUUUGGUGUUGAAAAAGACAAACAAGACAAGUCCGCCGAAAGCUGGAGUUACGUCGGUAAAUCCGAACUUCAUCAAUCUCAAAAAGACUACUCGAAAGGUUUCGGAGGCAAAUUUGGAGUAGAAACUGAAAAGCAAGAUAAAUCUGCCGAAAAUUGGAGUUACGUUGGAAAGAAUGAAUUACAUGAAUCUCAAAAAGAUUACUCUCGCGGUUUUGGAGGAAAGUUUGGUGUUGAAAGUGAUAGACAAGAUAAGGUAUGGUAA
This is a messenger RNA of Trichoplax adhaerens, 966 nucleotides long. RefSeq lists its product as uncharacterized. Gene Ontology annotation, biological process: regulation of actin filament polymerization. Gene Ontology annotation, cellular component: cortical actin cytoskeleton; plasma membrane; actin filament. Bases 1 to 966 code for a protein of 321 amino acids. Lineage: Eukaryota; Metazoa; Placozoa; Uniplacotomia; Trichoplacea; Trichoplacidae. The transcript is spliced from 15 exons. Gene Ontology annotation, molecular function: actin filament binding. The record is from RefSeq and is a predicted model, not a curated record.